AUGUCUUUCUUCGGAAUGGGUCGUCCCCAGCCCUCCUCGGAGGAGAAGGUCAUGAUGGUUGAGAAUGAAAUCAUCGCCAUGUCCGACCUCCACAACCGCCUCUCCAAGAUGUGCUCCGUCAAGUGCAUUCCCACCGACUUCCGCGAGGGCGAGCUCAACAAGGGCGAAUCCGUCUGCCUCGACCGCUGCACCGCCAAAUUUUUCGAGGCCUAUAUGAAAACCAACGAACUCAUGCAACAGUACGGCCAGGCAAUGCAGGGCGGCAACCCUUGA
Parascedosporium putredinis is the source of this 273-nucleotide messenger RNA. NCBI's taxonomy places the organism in Eukaryota, Fungi, Ascomycota, Sordariomycetes, Microascales, Microascaceae. The record is from the annotation of a GenBank genome assembly.